Penicillium psychrosexuale is the source of this 786-nucleotide messenger RNA. RefSeq names its product putative RAS small monomeric GTPase. Bases 1 to 786 code for a protein of 261 amino acids. Lineage: Eukaryota; Fungi; Ascomycota; Eurotiomycetes; Eurotiales; Aspergillaceae. The record is from RefSeq and is a predicted model, not a curated record. Gene Ontology annotation, biological process: signal transduction. Gene Ontology annotation, cellular component: plasma membrane. Gene Ontology annotation, molecular function: GTPase activity; GDP binding; GTP binding. The transcript has 4 exons.
AUGCGGCUGGUCCGUAGUCAAUGGGUUCACGAAUAUGAUCCAACAAUCGAGGAUUCCUACUCCGUCACUCGCACCGUCGACGGUCGCCCCUACGUCCUUUCGAUCACCGAUACUGCAGGCCAGGAGGAGUACCGGGGGCUAUGGUCUGCCUCGACCCUGAGUUCGGACGCGUUCCUCCUAGUUUACGAUAUCACCAACCCGUCGAGUCUUGAAACGCUGGAUCAUUUCAUGGAGAUGAUUGAUAUGGAGGCGGAACAGCGCGUCGAGGACAACCAGCAACUGCGCCAGAGGUUGGGGAAUAAAUAUGGGGGUGUCGGCCAUGUAGGCAUGCCACCGCCGGUCAAAGUCAUCGCGGGCAACAAAUGCGAUCUCAAGGACGGUCGCGCGGUGACAUCCCGCGACGGACUGGCCUAUGCGCGCAAGCAUGGCUGCGGGUUUAUGGAGACCAGCGCUCGCGAGACAGUCAACAUCGAGGAGACUUUUGGCCAUUUAAUCCGUCGCGUUGUCGAAGCCCGCCGACUCCAAUGUCAACAGGGUGUUCUUCCUCCCAGCGAACCAUCGCACACUGCGCUCCCGACCAGCACGGUGGACGCAGUUGCAGAGACCAAAUCCCGUCGAAGUCGGGCGUGGGAGUUUAUCAAACACCGGAAGACAACGGAACCAAACGGCGAACAGGGUCAGGAACAGAGUGAAAUGCAAAACGGAACCGAAAAAGAGAAGGAGCCGGGUCAAGAGUGCGAACCGGAUGAAAGGUGCGCUCGUCAGGUGUGGUGUUUUCGCUGUUGA